AUGAAGUUAACAAUAGCAGAAGAGAAACCGCAACGAAAACCGCUAUUUACUUAUCCUAAUCUUAGUGAUUUGGAGCUUGGUGAUGAUAUAAAGGAACUUAAGAACCAAAAAAAUUUACGUCGCUAUGCUUCCGAAAAACCUUUAGCUAAAGAAAUAACAGUGGGUUGGCAUCAACCGAAAAUUGCGGAAAUGCUUAAUUACGAUGCUGCGUCUAAACCCAAGCAGUUCAGAUCUCAAGGCACACAAGCUGAACCACAAGUUAUUGGUUGGCAAAUACCACCAAAAAUGCAAAUAGAUAUGGUGGAUGGUGGCGUAUGCCAUAAUCUUGCCGCAAACAUAGAAACAAAAAGUACUCCUGUAAAAACUCGUAUUUUCAAUAAUAAAGAUAAAAGUUUUCCUUGGUCUAAACAACUGCGAAACUUUUCACCAUGGCCAGUGAAGAAUAAACGAAAAAAUUCAACCCCACGUUCGAAAAGAAGUAAAACUGCUUCGUUUUUAUGCAAUUCAAAGAAGAAAAUAUUACGUUUGGUAUCACCAAAAAAGGAUAAUAACAUUCCCAAUAGAAUUAGAAGACAACAAACACCACAUCGUACUAUUGGUGUACAGACAACUGGAAGCGAUAUACAAUUAUAUGAACCCAGUUUAAUACGCCAAUCUCCGCCUGGCAGUUAUCAUUCUCCUAUACAAACGUCACCGCAAUCCACAACACCGACACGUUCGAGUGAUGCAAAUGUAGAACAAUUUGAUUUUUCACGUACCAUACAGUCACCACCGAAGGCUAAAUCUCGUUUACAACCAACUCAGAGAAAAUUGCAUUUUCCAACCGGUUGCGGUCGUGUAAUGUGUAUUAAAAGCUGUUGCAAAUCAUCGAUCAUUGAAAGUAUCGAUGAACAGAGGCUUUCAAAUCUGCAUAAUAAGACCUAUCAAUCAUACCAAACUGAUUUGGAUAAUGAUGUGAAUAUUUCGAAGAUGAGCUAUAUUUUGGGAAAUAUACGAGCAAAAUUGGAAGCUAGUGAUGAGUUUGCAGUAAGAACCUUUCAGGAGGUUGAACGUCGUGAGCGUCAACAUGACAAUGGUUUUGAUUGCGUUGAUGGUCACAAUAGUAAUAUAUCACGUCACGGUUUAAGACUCCACAACCUCAAUCAUCGUUUAGAAAAUAUAGAUCGACAGGAUCCACUUUACUCAGAAAUAGAAGAGGAAAGAAUGCAUAUAAGUGGUAGUCCAGAUUUUGAUAAUAAAACGGGAUUGGAAACUAAAACAACUGAAAAGAAUUUUGAUCAUUUAUAUGCGAAAGUAAAUAAAGCAGCAAAAAAUAAAAAAAACCAAUCAACUACUACUUCUACAACAACAACAACACUAACGCCUUUAGGUAAAAUUCUUCAUGAAUCUUUAAAAUCGAAAAAUUCGACUCUACCACCUUUAUAUGAGUCCACAAGCCUCGAUGUGUCUUACACGUCACCAACACCAGAUUCAGUGUCCACAGAAUUGCCGCCUUUACCACAAUCUCCGAAAGGAUAUAAAAAUGCACUAAGUCAUUCCUCGUCUCUUAAUAACAUAAUGGAACAACAUUCAUUACCAAAGAAUAAUCGUAAUCUUAGCAAAUCAGAUUUGUCUAUAUAUCGUAGUGAAAUAUUUUUGGAUAAUUUAUGCCAUGCUGAAGUGGAAUGCUUGGAAAAAGUUGAAAAUAGCGAUUUGGAUCGAACUUACGUUUCUUUGCCUGGUUGUGAUUCAUACGAUGCUCAACCAAUUGAUACAAUAUCAUACGAAAUGCCAAAUGAGGAUGAAACUCACUCAAAUACUGCAGGUAGUCAUUUGGGCCUAAGUUUAACUUCACCACCACAAAGACGGGAUCAGAGCACACCGAAGAAAAAUCAUAAUAAUGGCAGCUAUGGUGGACCUCAGCCCCGAACUUUUAUUACUAAGCUGAUAGAUGAGGAAAAUCGAGAUAGAAGAAAGCAACUUGACAUCAGCAUUGAUUGUGUUAGUGUAGAUCAGCCAGAUAUCCACAAUCAUAGCAGUAGUUGUCCGGUAACGCCACAUAAAGUAUCUGCUACACCGAACGAAGCACGAUGUAUACAUUCCGCUAGUUUAAAUGAAAUUUCCAAUUAUGAUAAUGUAAACAAAAACAGCCUAAACAGUAACACCAGAAACGAACUAUCCAUCAAUGGUGGAACACGUUAUAAACGCCUUAAAAAUGCAUUAAGACAAUCAUUGCGGAAGAGUAAGAACUUCGUACGCAAAGAGACCAAACGUUUGUCUUUAUCGCUUUUAACAACACCCGGAGGUGAAUUAAAUGACCCAGAAAAAUAUCUUUCAAUGACAUCACUAAAUUUGGAUAGACUCUUUUGCUUUGGUGAUGACGUGCCUCUUGCGCAGCAAAUUGCUACAGCGGUAAGCAUUUGUCGUCAAACACCUGGUUUUGAAGUUUCCGCCGAAAUGGUUGAAGCUGAGCGUUUGUUACUCUAUUCCACGUUGUGUGCUGAUAUGGAGAAACAGCGUUUAAAUUUAGUACAAAUACGUGGCUUAGAAUAUGGCAGAUCUGAAGAAUAUACACGUCGAUUUUUUGUGGAUGGAAUGCGUUUUCCAAUUAAGCCAGAUGUUUGUUAUGAUCUUACCUUCAAUUACUUUUAUAUUGUGACCUUUGAAUGUGCAGGUGUGAUACGUUCCACACAAUCUGUGGAAUGCGUCAAUCAUGAAGCGGUUUUCCGAGAUUGUGGUAUUGAAUUCUUUUGCAUGGAUACAGACGCUGUAGGUAUGGAACCAGUUAUAAGUUGUAAGAUUUAUAUGCUUCGAUUGCGCAAGAUAUCAACAUUAUCAAUUGAUACAAGAAAAUCUGUUAAAAUGACAAACGUUAAAAACUCUAGUCCCCAGUCGUCAUCAUCAUCAGAUGAUGGUGUAUUUUCACGUUUUUGUUUGCAUGCAGAAUUUAAACUCAAACCAAUAGAUUUUAUUCCCUACACAUAUGUGGAGUCCGAAACCAAGAAAUCGGAUAAAGUUUACUUGCGAACUGCAAACAAUUAUUGUGUACCUAUAAGAUUUUGUUCAAAAUCAACUAAUCUAGUGAAAGAAAUUGAGCUUUCAGCACGUACCGAAAUGCGUUUUCCGAAACGGAAAAAAGAGGGAUUUCUAAAUGUACAAGAUCCAUAUACAUUACAUAAUUGGAAUCAGCGUUGGGUCACAUUGAAUGGUUUACAUAUUUAUAUAUGGCAGGACGAAAAUAGUGUUGAUUCGCAACCAUUAUUCUCUUUAGACUUACGACAUAGUAAGCAAACGGCACCCGUUCUUUCAUCUCCGCCAGAGUUGUGUGCAAGACCUCGCUCAUUUUGUCUGCAGUGUGACGUUUUCAAAUCUGAGGAAAACCAUGAUACAGCAGGGGUUUUCUUCGCAGCAGAAACGUUGAUGGAUCUCAAUGCUUGGUUAGAUGCAGUUAACAUAGUGCUAGACUUCAUUACCAAGUGGUUGUAAUAUACUUAGUCAAAAUCAUAUUGAUAAUUUGUGCCUAAA
Messenger RNA from Teleopsis dalmanni, 3504 nucleotides. RefSeq lists its product as uncharacterized. Bases 1 to 3465 code for a protein of 1154 amino acids. Lineage: Eukaryota; Metazoa; Arthropoda; Insecta; Diptera; Diopsidae. The record is from RefSeq and is a predicted model, not a curated record. The transcript has 6 exons.